AUGUCAUCAUCAUCAUCGUUAAUCUCAAUAUUAUCAAAUGUUUCUCAACAAGUAAUAAUUUAUUUAGGCACAUUUUUAAUAAUUAUUGGUAUUAUUGGCGGAAUUCUUAAUAUAAUUAUAUUUCUUAGUCUUCGUACAUUUCGAGAAAAUUCUUGUGCAUUUUAUUUGUUAAUAAUGUCGUUUGUUAACAUAGGUCAAUUAUUUAGUGGUCAACUAUCACGUACAAUGAUUAGUGGAUAUUAUAUUGAUUAG
Molecule: messenger RNA, 252 nt
Organism: Adineta steineri
Lineage: Eukaryota; Metazoa; Rotifera; Eurotatoria; Adinetida; Adinetidae
Source: the annotation of a GenBank genome assembly